This is a messenger RNA of Episyrphus balteatus (marmalade hoverfly), 1935 nucleotides long. It is a transcript of the gene DIP-alpha, whose product is annotated as lachesin. Gene Ontology annotation, cellular component: neuron projection. The transcript is spliced from 9 exons. The record is from RefSeq and is a predicted model, not a curated record. The coding region runs from base 49 to 1599 and encodes 516 amino acids. NCBI's taxonomy places the organism in Eukaryota, Metazoa, Arthropoda, Insecta, Diptera, Syrphidae.
AUAAAAAAAAAAUAGUUUAAUUUAAAAAAAAAAAAAAUUGAAAAUAGCAUGAGAAUUAUCUCAAAACUUAAUUUAUUUCGAUUCAUCAUGUGGCUCAUAAAUUCAAACGAAAGGAUCCUGAUUGUAUUGCUGAUGCUGUUUGCGAUCGUUAAAGAUUUAUCUGCAUUUCAGCCGGAAUUCGUGGAAGCGAUAACAAAUGUAUCUGUUGCAGUUGGAAGGGAUGCGACAUUUACGUGCAAUGUCCGACAUUUGGGUGGAUAUCGGGUUGGCUGGUUGAAGGCGGACACAAAAGCCAUUCAGGCGAUACACGAGCACGUCAUAACUCAUAAUCCACGCGUUGGUGUAACUCACUUGGACCAGAAUACCUGGAAUUUGCACAUUAAAGCCGUCUCCGAGGAAGAUCGUGGCGGCUACAUGUGUCAACUGAAUACAGACCCGAUGAAGAGUCAGAUUGGAUACUUGGACGUGGUCAUUCCACCAGAUUUUGUUGCAGAAGAUACCUCAUCAGAUGUUAUUGUUCCGGAAGGUAGUUCCGUUAAAUUGACCUGUCGUGCCCAAGGUUAUCCGGAACCAAUUGUGACAUGGCGUAGAGAAGAUGGCAACGAAAUAGUUCUAAAGGAUAAUAUGGGUACAAAAACCCAAGUUGCAUCAUUUCGAGGCGAAGUGUUAAAACUGACAAAAAUCUCACGUAGUGAAAUGGGUUCGUAUCUCUGCAUUGCAUCAAAUGGAGUACCACCAUCGGUUUCAAAAAGAAUUUCCCUCAGCAUACACUUUCAUCCUGUCAUCCAAGUACCAAAUCAAUUAGUUGGGGCACCGCUUGGCACUGAUGUUCAGAUCGAAUGUCACGUAGAGGCCUCACCAAAAUCAAUUAACUACUGGAUUAAGGAUACUGGUGAAAUGAUUGUAUCUUCAACCAAAUAUCACGUACAAGAGCAUUCGAAAUCAAUGUAUGAAACCAAAAUGACAAUGAUUGUGCGGAAAUUCCAAAAAGAAGAUGUCGGCUCAUAUCGUUGCAUAGCGAAAAAUUCACUGGGUGAAGUUGACAGCAGUAUACGACUUUACGAAAUCCCUGGACCAAGUCGUAAAAAUCCUUCCACCAAACACGGCAUCGAAACAAAUGACAUCCUUAAACCGAAACAGGUGAAGGUGACAUAUCAGACUGCCGAUGGCGGCGGCUUGGAUCUAGACGGUGACGGCGAGGACGACGAAGAUGACGAGGACCUCUAUGGAUCGGCGGAGGAUUUCGAAGAUGGUGAUAUACCUCCCAAUGUAUAUUUUCACGGUAAGCCCACACAUAAGCCCUCAUCUGGGGACAGCACGCGACAUCAUCAUGGUGCAGGAGGAGGAGGCAAUGGUAAUAAUAUUGGCGGUGGUGGUGGCCUAAUGGACUUUGCCGGAGGAGCUGGAUCAAGUGGAGCCAACUCCAUUGGAACAGCGACAAGAAAACCAACAUUUUAUGGCUUGCCCGAGGUGGUGAGGGGUGCUAUGGACAAUAACGAGUUGACAUCAAGGAGCUCAUCGCGACUAAGGCUUUCUGCAUUGCUAACAAUGCUGGCGACGAUGGUUCCUAGUUUAAUAGCGGGAUUUUUGAAUUUAUAAUACCGAAUGGUACUUAGGCUAGGAACACAAUAUUAUUUUCAAAAAAAUAUACUGUUAUAUAUUACAUACACUUUUGUUGUGCUGUUUGUUGUUGUGUUCUAUACGACGAUGAGCGAGGUUGCCCCUAAUAUAAGUGUUGUUGUGUUGGUGUGAUUUUUUUUCUUUUAAGUUUUUUUUUUUUUGUAUUUUUUUGUUUUAGUGAAUGAGAGUAGAGUAUGAAUGGAAAAUAUAAAUAUAUAUAUAGCUAUAGCCUCUGAUGCGUCUCUAGGUAUAGGCGUAUUUUUACUUUUGUUUUUAUUUUUGAAAAUUUUAUACUAAGGCAGAAACAAUAAUGUA